CCUCCAGGGCCCCCUGUGGCUUGGAGCCUCUCUGCCCAUCCUCCUCGGUGAUGGGUGCACCCGGGGUCGCACCCUCUCGCCCCCCUCAGCUGGUAGAGGACGAGGACGUGCGCGGGGUGAUCACCAUGAACGAGGAGUACGAGACUAGAUUCCUGUGCAACACCUCGAAGGAAUGGAAGCAAGCAGGAGUUGAACAGCUACGGCUCAGCACAGUUGACAUGACUGGGGUCCCCACGCUGGCCAAUCUCCACAGAGGAGUCCAGUUCGUUCUCAAGUACCAGUCACUGGGACAGUGUGUCUACGUGCAUUGUAAGGCUGGGCGAUCCAGAAGCGCCACAAUGGUGGCAGCAUACCUUAUUCAGGUGCACAACUGGAGCCCAGAGGAAGCUAUAGAAGCUAUCUCCAAAAUCCGGUCACACAUCUCCAUCAGACCUAACCAGCUGCAAAUCCUCAAAGAGUUUCAGAAGGAGAUCGCUGCAAGGGCAGCGAAGAAUAACUGAUGGCAUCGCUCAUACUGGCAUAUCAAGAAUAUGAAGGCUGUGGAUGACGAAAAACUUGGCUCUUCCCAAGUGAAAAGUUUAAAGGACAAGGGGGCUUAAGCUAGGACAACAUCCCAAAUAUGCUGAGUAACAGAUAAUGUGCCUCCUCUGCCUUCCCUCCCUGAAAUAACACUGUUGGAUGGCUACAGAGAACAAGAUUGUCUGGCUAAAUCUUAUUUUCUUCAACAGGGUCAAGGAAAUGGUAAUUUUAACAGAAAUCUAUUGUGCAUCUGAUAUUUUGUGUAAUGACACCAUAACAAAGACGUUUAAUGCUAGAAAAGGCAAGAAUAAAUACUCAGAUCUGUUCUUUGUUA
Messenger RNA from Myodes glareolus (Bank vole), 853 nucleotides. The record is from RefSeq and is a predicted model, not a curated record. NCBI's taxonomy places the organism in Eukaryota, Metazoa, Chordata, Mammalia, Rodentia, Cricetidae.